Girardinichthys multiradiatus is the source of this 3238-nucleotide messenger RNA. It is a transcript of the gene dnm3a, whose product is annotated as dynamin 3a. Gene Ontology annotation, molecular function: GTPase activity; microtubule binding; GTP binding. The transcript is spliced from 21 exons. The coding region runs from base 448 to 2940 and encodes 830 amino acids. Gene Ontology annotation, cellular component: microtubule; cytoplasm; membrane. The record is from RefSeq and is a predicted model, not a curated record. Lineage: Eukaryota; Metazoa; Chordata; Actinopteri; Cyprinodontiformes; Goodeidae.
GCGCAUGCGCAGAGAACUUUAUUCCGUUAGCUGUCAAAGCUGAACGUUUCCCUACUUUGUUUUCCAUGGAGCUAACUCUGGGAAGAGGAAAACUACGGAAACCCGUGCGGAGCUUUAAUGAGAAGAAACAGUACAAAUGAUUUAAGGUUUGAAAGAAGGAGCACGUCUUUUGAGAACUUUAUGCGAGAUAUUCUUUCUUUGAGAACGACAAGGACCGACAUUACUCUCUCUCCUCUGAAGUGCUAACGGCUGGUCCUGCCUUCAAAAGCAGCACCAGUCCUGUGCGUGUGUAUUACUUUUAAAGAAGUUAUUUAUAUUCUAACUGUAUAAAGAUUCUAUAAUUCCAAGUAACAUUUCAAGUAUGGUAGUUACGCUUUCGACUGGCGUUGACUAGAAAGGGUGGGGAACAGAAAAAGAGGGGCUGGGCAGGUAGCUGCACCCGUUGCGAUGGGCAACCGUGGGAUGGAGGAGCUGAUCCCGCUGGUCAACCGUCUCCAUGAAGCCCUGGGCACCGUGGGACAGAGCUGCAGCCUCCACCUGCCGCAGAUCGCCGUGGUGGGCGGCCAGAGCGCGGGCAAGAGCUCUGUGCUGGAGAACUUUGUGGGCAGAGACUUCCUUCCACGAGGUUCAGGAAUUGUCACUCGGAGACCUUUAGUCCUUCAGCUGCUAAACUCAAACAUAGAAUAUGGAGAAUUCUUCCACUGCAAGGGAAAGAAGUUCACAGAUUUUGAUGAGAUCCGCAGGGAAAUUGAGACAGAGACACGCAGACUCACGGGGUCCAAUAAAGGGAUCUCUCCGGUCCCCAUCACCCUCAAGAUUUACUCACCUCAUGUGCUGAACCUGACUCUUGUGGACUUGCCUGGCAUCACCAAGGUACCUGUGGGAGACCAGCCAGCAGACAUAGAGUACCAGAUACGAGACAUAAUCAUGCAGUAUAUCUGUAAGGAAAACUGCCUUGUUUUGGCUGUCACGCCGGCCAACACUGACCUGGCCAACUCAGAUGCCCUUAAGCUGGCCAAGGACGUUGACCCGGAAGGUCAGCGGACAAUUGGCGUAAUCACAAAACUGGAUCUGAUGGAUAAAGGAACUGAUGCCAGGGAAAUACUAGAAAACCGGCUGCUCCCCUUACGCAGAGGUUACAUAGGGGUUGUGAACCGCAGCCAGAAGGACAUUGAUGGGAAAAAGGACAUCAUGGCAGCUCUGGAGUCAGAGGGAAACUUCUUUCUAUCCCAUCCAGCUUACAAACACAUUGCUGAACGCAUGGGGACCCCAUAUUUACAAAGAAUACUUAACCAGCAACUGACAAAUCACAUCCGGGAUGCCCUGCCAGCCUUUCGCACCCACCUACAAAGCCAGCUUCUUGCUUUGAAUAAAGAGGCUGACGAAUACAGGAAAUUCAGUCCAGACAAUGUUGUGCGCAGGACCAAGACACUGCUACAGUUAGUUCAGCGCUUGGCUGUUGACUUUGAGAAACUGAUCGAAGGGUCUGGUGACAAAGUAGACACAGGGAAUCUCUCAGGAGGGGCUAGGAUCAAUAAAAUCUUUCACGAGCGCUUUCCCAAUGAACUGAUCAAGACUGGGUUUGAUGAGAGGAAGCUCCGCCAGGAGAUCAACUAUGCUAUCCGAAACAUACAUGGAGUCAGGACAGGCUUGUUUACACCUGAUAUGGCAUUUCAAGCCAUAGUAAAGAAACAGAUAUCAAGUCUUAAAGGGCCGUGUAUUAAAUUCAUUGACAUGGUCAGUCAGGAACUGAUUACGACUGUGUACCAGUGCAUUGGCAAGCUCAGCACCUUUCCCCAACUGCGAGAAGAGACCGAGAGGAUUAUUAUCACUGAAAUUCGAGAGCAGGAAAAUAAAUGCAGAGAGCAGGUCUUGUUGCUUAUUGACAUCCAGCUUGCCUACAUAAACACCAAACAUGAAGACUUUAUUGGCUUCACUAACUUCCAGCAUUUAAACAACCAAAGUAAUAUGAACUCUUCAGCACAGAUCGCAAGGAACCAGGGUGUGGCUUCUCGCUCAAAUCGAAUAGUCAUACAGAAGGGCUGGCUGACCAUCAGUAACAUUGGCAUAAUGAAAGGUGGAGCAAAGGAGUUUUGGUUCAUCCUCUCUACAGAAAGCCUGUCCUGGUACAAAGAUGGAAAGGAGAAGGAGAAGAAGUACAUGCUUCCUCUGGACAACUUAAAGCUCAGAGAUGUGGAAAAGGGCUUCAUGUCCAGCAAAUUUGUUUUUGCUAUCUUCAACACGGAGUUAAGAAACGUGUACAAGGAUUACAAAUGCUUGGAGUUGGCCUGUAACUCUCAGGAGGAGCUGGACAGCUGGAAGGCAUCUCUGCUGCGGGCUGGAGUCUACCCUGAGAAAAUCACAGUAGAUGGGCAGGAAAAUGGAGCUCAACCCAUUACAGAUCCUCAGCUGGAGAGACAGGUGGAGACCAUCCGAAACCUGGUUGACUCCUACAUGAGCAUCAUCUAUAAGACCAUGAGGGAUCUGAUGCCAAAGACCUUGAUGCACCUCAUGAUAAAUAGUGUGAAGGAGUUCAUUAGCUCUGAGCUCCUGGCGCAGCUCUACGCUCUGGGGGAAUGCUCAGCUCUGAUGGAUGAGUCACCAGAGCAGAAGCAGCUCCGUGAGGAAGUGCUCCGUAAACACUCUGCCCUGAAGGAGGCGCUCACUGUCAUCGGAGAGAUCUCCUCUUCUACCUUCACCACCCCACUUCCUCCACCCGUAGACUCUUCCUGGAUACAGCACCUAAGCUCAAGACAUCGUAAAAACUCAGCAACCGAUGGCAGGUCGGUGAUUCGAGCCAAUGCUCCGCCUGUCCCUCGUGUAUCUCCCACUGGACCCAACUCUUCCUCUGAUGGCUUUCAGCAGCUCACCGGUCAACAUAACCGUGUCAGAACCAGUGUGCCAAGGAGGCAACCCCCAGCAAUCCCAGGUGUGAAAUAGUUCAGCUCCAUGGAGCUCUACUCUAUCCUUCAGCUCUCGUUGACCACUACCAAACGCCCGUGACCUGCAUGAUGUAUAAUCCAGCUGAAGCACUUUUCUGGGCUUCUCUCCCUCUCCUUUGGGAACUGGUGUCUGCAAAAUUCACUCCGUCCCGAGCCUGUUUUGUAUAUGUCUGGCCAUAAAAAGCUGGAAUGUGUGCGGCUGUCUCAUGAUUUCUCUCAAGUGCCUGAACUAUGUAUUGUAUUAAAAUAUGCUUGAAAUUAUUCUGCUACAGAAGAAUACAAAUGAAUUGCUUUCA